AUGGCUGAUCCAAACCAACAACGCGUCACUGCAGCCUUUGCGCCGCCCCCGCCAUUAUGGAAAUACUUCACACGUGAGAAUCUUGACAAGCUAGAGGAGAUCAAGAAGGCUUCGACAAAGGAGGAUGAACGACCAAAAAGUGAUAAGCAAUGGACACCACAAGAACUUCGAGCACUGGAAAUACCCCAAGAGCUUCGUUUCCUUGUCCCGCCAGAGACACCAACAUCGGAAUACUCAGUGUUUGGUGAAUUACAAAGCCUUUCUACAGUAUUACCUUCCUUGAAAGAGCAAGGCAUUGAACAGCUCUAUCCAGAACCUACCGCAGACACCCAAGACCCUUCAAAACCUCAACCCUUGAACCAUGCCUACUACCUGCUGAAGAUCAGCAAGUCUCUCCUCCUGAACUUCCUCGAGUUUGUUGGAAUUCUGUCAGUCUCCCCAGAGCAAUUCGAACCGAAAGUUGAAGACAUGCGCAAUAUGUUCAUCAACGCGCAUCACCUCCUCAAUCUAUACCGCCCACACCAAGCCCGCGAAUCACUCAUCAUGAUGAUGGAGGAACAACUAGAGCGCACAAGAAACGAAAUCAAACAAAUGGAUAAGGUCAAGGCCGAUAUUCAAAGUGCCCUGGAAGAAUUGCAAUCCAGUGACAACCGUGACAGCUCAACAGAGCGCCAAGAGAGUGAACACGGGCAGUCAGAGUCGAAUUUACAAAGGGCUGAGAACUCACAAAUACUGUGGAACCUUCUUGACAGUGAGAUUUGA
This is a messenger RNA of Penicillium malachiteum, 762 nucleotides long. It is a transcript of the gene med7, whose product is annotated as mediator complex subunit MED7. Gene Ontology annotation, molecular function: transcription coregulator activity. Gene Ontology annotation, biological process: regulation of transcription by RNA polymerase II. Gene Ontology annotation, cellular component: core mediator complex; mediator complex. The transcript is spliced from 2 exons. The coding region runs from base 1 to 762 and encodes 253 amino acids. NCBI's taxonomy places the organism in Eukaryota, Fungi, Ascomycota, Eurotiomycetes, Eurotiales, Aspergillaceae. The record is from RefSeq and is a predicted model, not a curated record.